Messenger RNA from Globicephala melas (long-finned pilot whale), 546 nucleotides. RefSeq names its product CMT1A duplicated region transcript 4 (gene CDRT4). NCBI's taxonomy places the organism in Eukaryota, Metazoa, Chordata, Mammalia, Artiodactyla, Delphinidae. The record is from RefSeq and is a predicted model, not a curated record.
AUGGCGAUCAGGGAGGAGGAGCCCAGAGAGAGGCAGGCAGCCGCCUUGAGUUGUGAGAUCAAAGAAGGUCCAAAGAAGCCAGCCCAGGAACUGACAGAAAACAUCGGGCUUCCUGUGAAUCUGCUUGAGAAACAUGACCUGUGGCCCGCCUAUGUCACGUACACAUCCCCGCUGGUGAAAAGACUGAUUGAGAAAAGCAAAGCCAGAGACGUGGAACGCUUGCAAACGGCCGAGGAGAGCCGGCCGACAUGCAGGCAGAGAAAGCCUCCCAGCGUCAUCCAGCUGGAAAGGAGAAAGUCCUUCACGUCCUUAGGCAACAUGAUGUUCAAGGACGUGGGGUCAGAGACCAUGCUCUCGGCGUGGGGCUCUUUCUCCAUGUCGGACACGGGUCCCCCCGUGGUUCCAGAGCGCACCCACUUGCACGCGGAUGCUAGGGCAAGUCCCACCGCCGACUACAACAAGAUCAUCUUCUCCCGGAAGCCGAGGAUGAGGGUGCUUCCGUACCGCUCACUGCUGGCCGGCGAGGAGAAACACCCCGACGUUUAA